Messenger RNA from Perkinsus marinus ATCC 50983, 1164 nucleotides. Its product is annotated as guanylate cyclase, putative. The coding region runs from base 1 to 1164 and encodes 387 amino acids. Gene Ontology annotation, molecular function: peptide receptor activity; guanylate cyclase activity. The transcript has a single exon. NCBI's taxonomy places the organism in Eukaryota, Perkinsozoa, Perkinsida, Perkinsidae. Gene Ontology annotation, biological process: receptor guanylyl cyclase signaling pathway; cGMP biosynthetic process; intracellular signal transduction. The record is from RefSeq and is a predicted model, not a curated record.
AUGCAUCGGCUGUUCAGCAACAUCGACAAGUUGGUGUUUGUUCACGCUCUGACUAAGCUCGAAACGGUCUCUGAGUCCUACGUUGUCUGCAGUGGACUCAACCCGGAUGGUGACUCAUCUCAUCAUGCUGUGUCGAAGGAUGCCUUUCGCGCAGUACUUUUGGGCUUGGAUAUAUUGGACAACACCGCUCACAUGAAUGUCUCCGCGGAUGCUGAGGAGUCGGUCUCGAUCUCGACUGAUAAUGCGACGAUGGCCUUGGUUAUGAAGAUCGGUAUCCAUACUGGCCCGGUCAUAUCUGGAGUGGUCGGAUCGAGGAGGCCGCAGUUUUGUAUAUUCGGGGAUACCAUUAACACUGCAUCGCGGAUGAAGUCCACUGCGAUCCCCAAUCGUGUUCAUCUAUCGGCGAGCACACGUAUGUGCUUGGAAUCCUCCUCGAGUCUGGCGUUUGAGGAGCGCGAGGCCUUCAUCAAAGGGAAAGGAAUGAUGACAACUUACGAUGCUUCUCGAGUUGUCGGAUCCCCACACCUCAAGGAUGCUGGCAUGAUGUCUCCGAGGAUACGUAGGAGCAAGUCUUCGGCCAUCUCUAUACGAUCUUCUACUGUGGAAGAAGUAGGGAAGAUUGAGCCUUUCCAGAGGCACUUCCAGGCCAGUGCUAGUGCCUCAUCAGUCAGUACGUUCGCAACCCGUGUUGACAAGCUCCUCGCAUGUCUUAAGCGGUAUGUUUCGUCGUGCCGAGGGUCGGCGGGAAGCUCUAGUAACGAUAUGGAUGACUCUCCCGCCGAGUCGUCCUCUGAUGAGGAUAUGAAUUGCAGCGAUGGCUCGCCCCAAUACGACGAAUCCUACGACAUCAACAUGGCCAUUGAAGCACUAAGAUAUCAUAGCGAUCGUCAUGAUGUUACUGUGAAGCAGGCCGUCAAGUAUAUCGAUCUGAGCAGCGACAGGGCGAACUUCUUCACCUUGGAAUUCCUCCAAGAAGCCUAUGAGACCGAGUUUCGUAAAGAUUGUCUCGCAACAUUCGCAACCUCGAAAUGGACUCGGCGAACCCUGCUUAUUCUGUCGGUAUCUUACCUUAUCCAAACCAUCGAGCUUCUGGUCGUACCACAGCAGCCGCAAGUCAUAUUUUCCCGCUUCCUCUUCGCCCGACUCACGGUAUGGAUCUCCUGA